AUGGUAUGUUAUAUUUUUUUACAACAUAAUGAUCAUAAUGUUGUAUCAAGUUCAUUGGAAACACAUGAAAUUAUACUUAAAUAUUCAAAUUUAUUUGAUUUUGAUCAAUUAUUAAUUUCAACCCAAAUUGGAUCUAUAGAAGAAAUUCGUGUUGGUGAAGCCUUAAAAACAGAUAUUACAUAUCUUUUAUCUUUAUGUGAACACGGUGAUCUACAUUUACGUGGUGCAUGUGCAAAUUUACUUGUUACAUUAAUUAAAACAACAAUUCAUCUUUUAACACUAUUGUCAUUAUCAAAUUCAUUUAAUAAUUCUUUUAUUAAUCAAUAUUCACUUGUAUCAACUGAUUCACAAGACAGUUCAAGUCAUGGAUUUACAAUCAUAGGAAUUGAAUUAUUAGAAGAUUCUAUUCAACAUACUACAAGUUCCUAUGUUCUUGCUAAAUUUGCGCUAGCUCAACUUAUAGAUGAUAUUGAUUUUCGAAUAUUAACUUAUCUUGAACAACAAUUAAAGCAACAGUACCCUGAUAUACGUGUUCGUCAAGCAACUGCUUCGACUUUUGCUAAGUAUGUAUUUUGUAGAGAUAAUAACUACGUAGCUUUUUUCGAAUUUGGAUGAAUAAGUCGAUUUUAUUGCAUUAAGCUAGUUAUUAGUUACUUUUUUGAUUUUAAGGUUUUGUUGAUCACAAUUCAUUUUUACUAUGUCAAUGGAUAUAUAAAAUUCAUCAUUCAUUACAAGCUCAAGCAUCAACUCGAAUACAAAUUGUUUGUUAUGUUUUGUCUUUUAUAUAGGUUGGAUGUUUAGAAGAUAUUUAUGUUCUUUCAAAUGUUUUAUGAUCAACAACAAUUCGACCAAUUUUUUCAUAAUCAAUAUGAUGAACUUCGUUGACUUAUGCAUUUUUUUAAACAUUCCUUUAUAUUACAUGAUCUUAAUAAUUUAAUCUUUUCAAGUAGAGAGAAAAAAAAAAGAUAUUUAUUAUGUUUUUUUUUUAAUUCUUUCUUUUUAUUUGAAGAUUUAUCAAAUCUCAGCAAACGAAAAAAUGUUUUGAAAGUAGCACAAAUGAUUCAAGUAAUUCGAAAAAUUGAACUAUUUUAUCAUCAUUCUUUUGAACAGAAUAUAGUUGAUAUUUCAGUUUUCACAGAAGAAAGGAGUUCUAAAGUGUUAGAUUUGAAGAAUAUAUUUGACCAUGUUUCGUCUGAAUGAAUUCAUUUGUUUUUUUCUUUUUAAAGAGAAUGAUAAAGAUUCAUCAACAACAUCAAGCACAGAGAAAGUUAAAAAAGUUAAUCAUGCACAAUUAGAUACUUUUGGAAAUUAUUCGAAUUAAUAUGUUCAUAAUAUCAAAUACAUAAAAGUUUAUUAAAUUCAUCAGAAAUGAUUAUUAUUGUCUAUGAAAUCAGUUCUAAGUCUUAUUUCUACACAAGAUUUAUCAAAAAAAUUUGGAAGAAACACUUAAUUAUUUUAAAUCAACAUUCAAUGUACACAAGAGGUAACUUCUUUUAAAUAGUAAAUAUUUAUUGUUUAAGCUAAAACCUUUAGGAUGUCGUAUUGUGUCUGAAACUUGUCUAUGGAUAAAACUUUAGAUGGAAAUCUUAUAACGAAGGUUUCUGGAAGGGUCUUUCCUUGAGAAGGAAAAUUUCAAUAUAAGAAUGCCAUAGUAACAGAAAAACUGAUUUUACGAAUAUCGGCGAUCUUAACGAGAGUAGUUUUGUUGUGAAAGAGUCAGAUCUUUUGAUUGGGUUCUAUCUUUAAAUCCGAAUAUUAAAUUCAGCUAGUUUACGUGAGCGAUCUGCAAGACACACUAUCAAUUCGAAAUUUGAAAAUCAUUUUUUCUGUUAACAUAACAUUCAUGGUGACCGUACAAUUCGUCGCACGACAAUUCGUCGCGUACAAUUCGUCGCGAACAAUUCGUCGCACGAUCAAUUCGUCGCACGACAAUUCGUCGCAAAACAAUUCGUCGCACAUGUAUUGUAGAGAAUACAUUGAUUGAAUUAAGUAAUUUAGUUUAAAAUGUUAUACAAUUAAUUGCCUUAAAAAAAAACUUUUGUUUAGACUCAUAAGAAUCUUUUUUCAUAAUACAAUGAUUUUCUCAAAAAUAAAAUAGAGAUAUCAAUUUAAAGCCUAUUUUAAAAUUUAAUUAAAAAAAUUGAAGCUUGAUUUUGGAUAAAAUUCUAUGUACACAAA
This is a messenger RNA of Rotaria sp. Silwood1, 2178 nucleotides long. NCBI's taxonomy places the organism in Eukaryota, Metazoa, Rotifera, Eurotatoria, Philodinida, Philodinidae. The record is from the annotation of a GenBank genome assembly.